AUGGCAGAAGCUCAUCAAGCAGUAGCUUUUCAAUUUACAGUAACUCCAGAUGGGAUUGACCUGCGAAUGAGCCAUGAGGCGCUCAGACAAAUUUACCUCUCUGGUGUCCAUUCAUGGAAGAAAAAGUUCAUCAGAUUCAAGAAUGGAAUCAUCACUGGCGUUUAUCCUGCUAGCCCAUCUAGCUGGCUUAUUGUAGUUGUGGGUGUGAUGUCAACAAUGUAUGCCAAAAUUGAUCCUUCUUUAGGAAUAAUAGCUAAAAUCAACCGAACGCUUGAUACCACGUGUGGCUAUAUGUCAAACCAAACACAGAACAUCGUGAGUGGAAUGCUUUUUGGCACAGGGCUUUGGGUUGCCCUUAUUGUCACAAUGCGCUACUCUCUAAAAAUGCUGCUUUCCUAUCAUGGCUGGAUGUUCGCUGAACAUGGCAAACUUUCUGCAGGCACCAAGUUUUGGAUGGCACUUGUAAAACUCUUCUCAGGACGUAAACCCAUGUUAUACAGUUUCCAGACAUCUCUACCACGAUUGCCAGUUCCAGCUGUUAAAGACACAGUCAAUAGGUAUCUGGAGUCAGUUCGGCCACUUAUGGAUGAUGAAGAGUUCAGAAGAAUGGAGGGUCUUGCCAAAGAUUUUGCAUUUAAUUUGGGACCAAGGCUUCAGUGGUAUUUGAAGCUAAAAUCCUGGUGGGCCACAAACUAUGUUAGUGAUUGGUGGGAAGAAUAUAUCUACCUUAGAGGACGUGGACCAAUUAUGGUUAAUAGUAACUAUUUUGCAAUGGAUUUCCUUUAUUUAUCUCCCACAACCCUGCAGGCAGCUAGAGCUGGUAAUGUUAUCCAUGCUAUCCUGCUCUAUCGGAAAAAACUGGACAGACAAGAAAUCAAGCCAAUUCUUCUGAUGGGAUCUACUGUUCCACUCUGCUCAGCUCAGUGGGAACGGAUGUUUAAUACCUCCCGUAUCCCGGGAGAGGAAUCAGAUACUCUCCAGCAUGUGAAAGACAGCAAACACAUUGUUGUGUAUCAUAAGGGCCGUUACUUCAAAGUGUGGCUGUACCAUGACGGUAGACUAUUGAAACCCCGAGAAAUUGAACAGCAGAUGCAAAGAAUUCUUGAUGAUGAUUCAGAGCCUCAGGCUGGUGAAGAGAAACUAGCAGCUCUUACUGCAGGAGAUAGAGUACCAUGGGCUAAAGCUCGACAGGCUUAUUUCAGUCAUGGAAAAAACAAACAGUCCUUAGAUGCUGUGGAAAAAGCAGCAUUUUUUGUGACACUGGAUGACAUCGAGCAAGGGUACAGGGAAGAAGAUCCAGUGAGGUCACUGGAUGUAUAUGCAAAAUCCUUAAUACAUGGCAGAUGUUAUGACAGGUGGUUUGAUAAAACAUUCACUCUGAUAGUAUUCAAAAAUGGCAGAACGGGUCUGAAUGCAGAGCACUCUUGGGCAGAUGCUCCUAUUGUUGGACACCUGUGGGAGAAUGUAAUGGCAACUGAGUAUCUUGAACUGGGCUAUUCAGAAGAUGGGCAUUGCAAAGGAGAUACCAAUCAAAAUAUUCCUAUUCCUACCAAACUGCAGUGGGAAAUUCCAGAAGAAUGUCAAGAAGUGAUUGAGAGGUCUCUGAGCACUGCUGUAGCUCUGGCAGAUGAUGUGGACUUCCAUUCAUUUUCCUUUGAUGCUUUUGGGAAGGGACUAAUAAAGAAAGCAAAAACCAGCCCUGAUGCCUUUGUGCAACUUGCCCUGCAGCUUGCUCACUAUCGGGACAUGGGAAAAUUUUCUUUAACGUAUGAAGCCUCUAUGACACGCUUGUUCAGAGAAGGCAGGACCGAAACUGUUCGUUCAUGUACUGUUGAAUCAUGUAAUUUUGUUCGAGUCAUGGAAGACCCAACUGAAAGUAAAGAAAAUAAGCUUAAGUUCUUUAGGAUUGCUGCUACCAAACAUCAGCACUUAUAUCGUCUCGCCAUGACUGGUUCUGGCAUUGACCGCCAUCUGUUCUGCCUUUAUGUGGUAUCCAAGUACCUUGCUGUAGAUUCUCCUUUCCUUAAGGAAGUUUUGUCAGAGCCUUGGAGGCUGUCAACGAGUCAGACACCACAGCAACACAUUGAUCUAAAGAAGAACCCUGAGAUGUUAUCCUGUGGUGGAGGAUUUGGACCGGUGGCUGAUGAUGGUUAUGGUGUUUCUUACAUUAUCUUGGGUGAAAAUUCCAUCCAUUUCCAUGUCUCCAGCAAAAUAUCUUGUUCUGAGACGGAUUCUCAUCGUUUUGGAAAAAACAUCCAAAAAGCAGUGGUUGACAUCAUGGGUUUAUUUAACCUUAGUAAGAACUGUACCAAGUGAUUUGCCUUAUUGGUGCCAAGCGAACUCCUGUUGUUGGGAUGAGAACUCUUCUGAAUGGUGACUGAGAGCAAGGUUUGUAGCUGGCGAAGAAACUGAGUCCACAUCUUCAUGAUCACCGAUGAAAACCUUAUCAGUGUAUCGAAUGGGGGUUUUUUUUCAGUAGUUCGGAAGAGUUUAUUUCCACAAAGGAUGCCUUUUGAAAUCUUCUGUGUUUCUAGGGAUGAAGUAUAGUAUCAUUGCAUGAAGUCAUGUGUAUUCUAACUCCUGCAGUUUUCUCUUAAUUUGUAUAGACUUGCUCUUUUUUUACUUAAAAUUAGUCUACUUGUAUUCCAGAAUCAAAGGGAUAAAACACACCGUCUUAAACUCAAAUACUAGAAAAAGUUCAAUUUGCUAUAUAUUAAUAGCAGAAUGUUCUUCAAUGUAUCUGCUGGCUUAUGUCAAUGAAUGACAAAACUUGUGGCUGUUUACCUUCAUUGGUUUUG
This is a messenger RNA of Gavia stellata (red-throated loon), 2798 nucleotides long. It is a transcript of the gene CPT1A, whose product is annotated as carnitine palmitoyltransferase 1A. Gene Ontology annotation, cellular component: mitochondrion. Lineage: Eukaryota; Metazoa; Chordata; Aves; Gaviiformes; Gaviidae. The transcript has 19 exons. Gene Ontology annotation, biological process: carnitine metabolic process; fatty acid metabolic process. The record is from RefSeq and is a predicted model, not a curated record. Gene Ontology annotation, molecular function: carnitine O-palmitoyltransferase activity. Bases 1 to 2316 code for a protein of 771 amino acids.